UGUGGAUUGAACACAGUUUAAAAAUGGCGCUUGACGUGGAUGUUGAUAACAGAGACAAGUACUUGUCUCUGGUUGAUAAUGAACAUUCAGCAAAUCAGUUAAAAAUGUUUCCGCAUGUAGUAAAUAUAUUCAUGGCCUUUUUGAGCUACUUAGUGACUCUCAGGGUAAUUCCUAAGCUAAAGGAUAAAUUCAUCAAAGCCAAUCUAUUCGGGAUUGAUAUGAGCAAGACAACCAGCGACAAAGUACCCGAAUCACUCGGGGUGGUUUCCGGCUUUAUCUUCUUAGUUACUAUGGUUCUCUUUAUUCCUGUGGCAUUUGGAAACAGCCUUCUGGAGAAAGAUGCGUUUCCCUAUGAUGAGUAUGUUAAAUAUAUUCUGGCCCUACUAUCAAUAUGCUGCAUGUUAUUACUGGGUUUUGCUGACGACGUUCUCGAUGUUCCUUGGAGGCAAAAACUGCUCUUGCCCACAAUCGCUUCACUGCCCCUGCUUAUGGUGUACUAUGUAAGCUUCAACACAACGUCCAUCAUAGUUCCAAAGCCGUUCAGGGAGUGGUUGGGAGUCUCCCUCGAUAUAGGCAUCAUUUAUUAUGUUUACAUGGGAAUGUUGGCGGUGUUUUGCACUAAUGCCAUUAAUAUACUGGCUGGAGUAAAUGGAUUGGAGGCAGGUCAGAGUGUGGUUAUUGCUAUUUCAAUAGCAAUUUUCAAUCUGCUGGAAUUGUCAGGGCCCUUAUGGAAGGCCCAUCAGUUCAGUUUGUACUUUAUGUGGCCCUACAUUGGCACUUCGUUGGCCUUGCUGAAACAUAACUGGUACCCUGCAUCGGUAUUUGUAGGCGACACUUUCUGCUAUUUCUCAGGGAUGACUUUUGCUGUAGUCGGAAUUUUGGGCCGCUUUAGCAAGACCGCCUUGUUGUUCUUUAUACCGCAAGUGUUCAACUUUCUUUACUCCUUUCCGCAACUUAUGAAGCUAAUCCCAUGCCCUCGACACCGAUUACCGAAGUUUAAUUCGCGAACUGAUAAAAUGGAAUGCAGUACCACUGUAUUUCAAUAUUCCGAAUUAAGUGUUCUUGGAAAGAUAGUAAUAUCAUUAUUUAGAGUGUUUAGACUGAUUCGAUGGGAGGAAAAGAACGGCGUAGUUGUUACCAAUAAUUUUACCCUGAUUAAUUUAGUUUUGCUUUAUUUUGGCCCAAUGCAUGAAGCGAAAUUGUCCACAGUGUUGUUGGGUAUUCAAUUUCUGUGUACUCUGCUGGCUUUUGUAAUUCGGUAUCCUUUCGCCUCCGUGUUUUACGAUGUGGAUUCCGUAAAUUAGGCUAAAAUGAUGUGAUUUGCCUAGCAAUUAAAGUGAGAUAUGGAUUAAACUGUUUCAAAAUAUUCUAUUUUUGCACCAAAGUUUUGAGGAAAUGUCGGUAUGCGAUGGUAUAUUAAUUGCUUUUGAUGUAAAUAGCGACACAUUAUGUUAAGGUUUUUGUACGGUAAUUUUACGUAUAUCAAUAGUUUAGUGCCUUUUUCAGCGUCCACUUUAACAUUAAAAUAGAAAAUGCGUAAGCCGUUUGGUUUAUAUCAAUAUAGAUCCUCUAAGACUCGAAUGCAGUUACCAAAAUUUAGUUCAUGUAAGUAGAGACUGUUAACACAGUUGCAAAGAGUUUUUAGCAGUCGACGCACCCUGAAGAAUGUAUUAUGUUGAAUAGAAAUGUUUGUAAAAUGA
This is a messenger RNA of Dendroctonus ponderosae (mountain pine beetle), 1700 nucleotides long. It is a transcript of the gene Alg7, whose product is annotated as UDP-N-acetylglucosamine--dolichyl-phosphate N-acetylglucosaminephosphotransferase. The coding region runs from base 24 to 1304 and encodes 426 amino acids. Gene Ontology annotation, cellular component: membrane. The record is from RefSeq and is a predicted model, not a curated record. Gene Ontology annotation, biological process: protein N-linked glycosylation; dolichol-linked oligosaccharide biosynthetic process. The transcript has 5 exons. Gene Ontology annotation, molecular function: UDP-N-acetylglucosamine-dolichyl-phosphate N-acetylglucosaminephosphotransferase activity. Lineage: Eukaryota; Metazoa; Arthropoda; Insecta; Coleoptera; Curculionidae.